This is a messenger RNA of Trichophyton verrucosum HKI 0517, 990 nucleotides long. Its product is annotated as RAS small monomeric GTPase, putative. Gene Ontology annotation, cellular component: plasma membrane. Lineage: Eukaryota; Fungi; Ascomycota; Eurotiomycetes; Onygenales; Arthrodermataceae. The coding region runs from base 1 to 990 and encodes 329 amino acids. The transcript is spliced from 3 exons. Gene Ontology annotation, molecular function: GDP binding; GTPase activity; GTP binding. Gene Ontology annotation, biological process: signal transduction. The record is from RefSeq and is a predicted model, not a curated record.
AUGAUACACAGAGAAGACGAAGACGAAGACGAAGACGACGAAGAAGGACAGUCUAACAGGAUGAGAUGCUAUAGAAGACUCCUACUCGGUGACUCGGACGGUCGACGGGCUGCCGAGGAGUAUCGCGGCCUGUGGGCUGCAUCAAACCUCAAUUCCGAUGCCUUUCUGCUGGUGUACGACAUCACCAACGAGCCCACGCUCGAGACGCUGGGCCACUUCAUGGAGAUGAUAGACAUGGAGACGGAGAACCGGGAGGAGCAGAACAUCCGCCUGCUCAAGCAGUUCUAUCGCGACUAUCCCGACCAGCCGCCCGAGGACGUCCCGACGCUGGGCAUGCCGCCGCCAGUCAAGAUCGUGGCCGGCAACAAGUGUGAUCUCAAGGAAGCCCGGGUCAUCAGCUCCAGACGGGGCCUCGAAUGGGCCAGGAGCAGAGGCUGCGGCUUCAUGGAGACCAAGGCCCGUAAGCUACACCGGGAGCAGCAGAUAGCUCAGCUCCAUGCUUUCAAAGAGGCAGAGCAGCUCUCUUCGGCCUCACGCUUCUUCUCCGCCGCCUGCAGGCGAGCCACGGAGCCCAUAGCCCUCAGCCAGACGGCUCCUCUCACUACAGAAGAGAGACAAGACCCUACAGGACGCAGUGUCAGCUCGGGCGCACGCUCCCGUCGGCGAAGCAUCUGGCUCAUCGUCCAGCAGGCACUGACCAGACGGGCCAACGCUGCUAAUUCGAAACGUCCCAGGUCUGGUCAGCCGAUCCUCAACCCCAAUCAGUGGGAGAACCAGAGCCAGGGCCAGGGUCACAGCCAGGGGCAGUCUCGUCCGGGCACCCUGUCCACGCAUUCGAGCAAGAAGCCAGAUCCGGACAUGGGCGAGCCAGGUUACCCUAACAACUAUCCUCACUCAGAUCACAGGCAUGCUGGGCUCGGCCAGUUUAAACCUUCAGAGCGUGUUUCCAUACCAUGGUGGAAGACGCUGUGCUGCUGUAGCGGCAGUUAA